AUGGGCUGCCGGUAUGCUGUGCUCGCAUUAGCUGUAGCUUAUUUCGCAGGCUCGAUCGCAGCCAACGAUUCGCAGAUUGUCGCUGUUAAAGGCCCUGCUUCGAUUCGAUUUACACCUGCAAUCCAUGUCGUCCGUGGAAGGUUCUUGAGGGCUGCGAACACCGCUGACGAGCGCAACGAGGACAGGGGAAUCAAUCUCAAGUCAAUGCCUGGCUUCGAAAAAAUAGCAAGUCUGUUCACGAAGAAGAACACGCCAGGCCCGCUCUUAAGUUGGUUCGAAAAGAAGAAGUCACCGGACUACGUAUUUCUUAAAUUAAAGAUUAACAAGGGCAAGCAACAGCUUUUUGACCACCCCGACUGGAACGUCUGGGUUCAGUACACGACCAGUGUGGUGAAGUCGGAUCCGGAAGAAGCAAUGAUCGCCGCACUGAGGACACACUACACUGACGAUAUUCUGUCAAAGCUUCUCGAGUCGGCCAAGAACGUCCCGAAGACUAGUGGACUUGCCACCAAAAUGCAAAUGGAGCAUUGGGUGGCCAGCAAGACACCGAGCCAAAUGUUUCAGUUCCUUCGGCUUGAUAAGGUCCGCAACGGAGUCCUCGACGACCCGACGCUUUCCAUCUGGAUUAACUACAUGAAGCUGUACAAUUCCAAGCCAGUGAACAAGAAGCAGCAAGUGACUUUAGUCAGCAUGCUGACAACACACUACAAAGAUCGAGGAGUGCUGGACAUCAUUGAAGCGGCGAAGAAAGUCCCGAAAACGGCUCCCGCUGCGAGACAAUUGGAAAUGGAACAAAUCCAGUUUUGGUUAAAGAAUGGCAAGUCACCGGACGAGCUACUCACGGUUUUGUCCCUCGAUAAGGCCGGAAACCAGCUCCUCGCCAGUCCGCGAUUCAAAUUUUGGUCCAAGUACGUCGACAACUACAACAGAGACUUCCCCGACGAGGCUACAACCGUGAUGGCGACUUUGCGGAACCAGCUCGGCGACGAAGACAUCACGCCAAUUCUAAUAGCUGCAGGGAAAGUACCAAGCACCGAAAAGGCCGCCGCUAAACUGCAGGCCGAGCAGUUCAAAAGCUGGCUACGUGAAAACGAAGAUCCGGCGAAAGUUUUCCAGCUGCUAAAGCUCGACAAUUCAGCGGAUGAUCUUCUGGGCAGUCCACAGUUUAAACUUUGGGGGAAGUACGUGGAAGAUCUCAACUUGAAGCCAGAACACAACGACCUUCAAGUCUCCAUUAUCACCAUCUUGCGGAAAAACUAUGGCGACGAUGUGCUGGGGAACAUGGUACUUGCUGGGAAGAAGGCUCCUAGUACGAGCUUUAUGGCCCGACGACUUGAGGACGAGCUCUACAAGGGAUGGAUUGCCGCAGGCUCGUCACCCGACGGUGUCUUCAAGCACCUGAAAUUCGACAAGGCGGGAGAAAACGUGAUCCAAAGCCCGCUCUGGGGCCUGUAUACAAAGUUUUUGGAGCACUAUUACAAGUCGUUCCCGACGCCAAUGAUGUCGGCACUUGCGAAAGGCUACGAUGGAGAUGCGCUCGCGAAACUUCUCAUUGCAGCGGAGAAAAUCCCGACUUCGAACACGCUGGCAACGAAGCUACAAACUGGCCAAAUUCAACGUUGGCUGGAUGAUAAGGACCAGCCAGGAAAGAUAUUCAAGGCGCUCUUGCUUGACGACAUGGCGGACGACAUUCUCACCAGCCCGCUGUUCAAUACCUGGACAAGGUACUUGGAUGAGUUCAACAAGAAGUUCCCUGAUGAGAAAGUGUCCAUGACGGACACGUUCCGCACCAGCCUGGACGAUGAAACUUUGAAAAGUUUACUCAUCACAGCAAAGGAACUUCCCGACAUGAAAACGCUUUCGACCAAGCUACAGACAGUCCAGAUUGAGCGUUGGUUGGCGAGUAAAACCUCUCCGGAGGAUGCUUUCGCAGUACUCGCACUUAAUAAAGCAGGGGGCAACGUUCUGUCGAAGCCAUUGCUGAACACGUGGGCGGCGUAUCUGGAGAGUUUCAACGCCAAGUUCCCAAGAUCGCGAGUUUCAAUGAUUGACACAUUUAGAGAAUUUUUCGGCGACAAAGCGUUACUGACUACGCUAGCUGCGGCGAAGGAGGUUGAAAGCACCAAGAAAGUGGCGACGAGUUUGCAGGAUUCGCUCCUUUCGAAGUGGGUACUGGCUAAGAAACCCCCAAGCGGCGUAGCUAAGCUGGUGGGGACGGAUGAGGCGGGCGCGAAGCUACUGAAAACCUACACCACCAAGUAUAUGGAAAGAUACGGGCAGUGA
Messenger RNA from Phytophthora infestans T30-4, 2283 nucleotides. RefSeq names its product secreted RxLR effector peptide protein, putative. The transcript has a single exon. The coding region runs from base 1 to 2283 and encodes 760 amino acids. Lineage: Eukaryota; Oomycota; Peronosporomycetes; Peronosporales; Peronosporaceae. The record is from RefSeq and is a predicted model, not a curated record.